AUGAGGCCGCUCUCGGAUGGUCCCUCCUGCUUGACCAGCGAGGACUCCCUGACCAACCUAAGGGGCUCUGAACAACCAGUCACGAAGAGGAGAGCAGAACAGCCUCCCAUGCAGAGAGUAAGCCCUCUGGUCACAGAAGCAAUGCUGAAAGCCUACUUCCAUGAACUCUGCCAAAGUAUUACGGCUAGCAUAGCCGCCUUCAAGAAAGAAAUCAAUGGGGUGUCUGUACGCCUCCAUGACACCGAGGUCACCUCCGCCGCUCACGAGGUGCGCAUUGCUAGCCUGGAAACAGAGAUAGCAACGCUCAGGCAAGAAAUUACCCAAUCCCAGCACCACAUGGCGGUAAUGGAAGACCGUAGACGCUGGAAGAAUGUGAAAUUAAGCGGCCUACCUGGCAGCAUCCCCCUAACUGAGAUUCCACACCUAAUAAGGAUAUAA
Pelobates cultripes (western spadefoot toad) is the source of this 438-nucleotide messenger RNA. The record is from the annotation of a GenBank genome assembly. NCBI's taxonomy places the organism in Eukaryota, Metazoa, Chordata, Amphibia, Anura, Pelobatidae.